AUGCCGAUUUUAAAAAACCAUGAGGUCUGGAUCGAGUCGGAUCAGAAGCGCUAUGAGGAAUACCAAACAGAAGUUGAGAAUGAUGUAGUGACGUGCUAUAUUGUUAGCGAGGCUGGAAAGAUAUUUCAAAUCCAAUGGAAAAAUCAUGAGUGUCCAUUGGAGAUAUCUACCCGUGCUACAGUAGAAACGGAUGGAGUUCAUAUGAGAACUAAGACAUGGUGCCAUGAGGAUGGGGAAAACUGUGGUUCCAUACGAGGGGUGAAUCAAGACACCAAAACAUAUUGGCCAUACAAAUUCGCACAUGUCAUUCUGACAGACAACGGUGGUGUUGCAGCAUCAAAGGAUAUGGGUACCAUAGUGAUCUCUCUUUUUCGUGUCAUUGUCACUAGUACUUCAAGAUCAGAAAAGUGCAAACCAAGGACUGUACCUAUUGACCUUGACAUGCCACUCAACAAAAAGUCUAAUAAAAUGGGGUGCCACAGAAUUGGGCUUGGUGAUACGGUGCAUGAUCCUAAUAGGCGACUGCGUACGAUCCGCACGAAGCCAUACGGUAUAGAUGUUAGCCCAUAUGUGACUUUCCGAUUUAUCUAUCGUCCAAAGGAAAUUCUUCAAGCUCUCGAGGUUAUUCCAGUUGCGCGAACUGAGAAGAGCAAACGUGCUAGAGAGCCACUGUCUGUUGCAGGACGGUCAAAUACCACACCCGCCCAGAAUCAACGUAAAAGACGACGAAUGUCCAACGCUAAGGCUGAGAGGGACGUAACAAACCUAUCGGAUAUUGAUCAAACGGAGCAGGAACUACUUAAACAGCGAGCAGAAGUUGAUCGUAAGCUCAAAGAACUGAGGAAGAGCAAGGGUAAAGCGAGCGCAAGAGUAAAGCUGGAAGUGAAGGUAGAAGACGAGAUUUCAAUGUCCGCGGCAUUUGUUCUUGAUACAAACGGCGCGAUUGACCUCACUCUUGACUAAUGGUCAAACGCUGAGGCGACUAUACCGUUG
Fomitiporia mediterranea MF3/22 is the source of this 993-nucleotide messenger RNA. RefSeq lists its product as uncharacterized. The transcript is spliced from 6 exons. The coding region runs from base 1 to 963 and encodes 320 amino acids. Lineage: Eukaryota; Fungi; Basidiomycota; Agaricomycetes; Hymenochaetales; Hymenochaetaceae. The record is from RefSeq and is a predicted model, not a curated record.